UAUCCUUCUAAACAAAGAAGCAUAUUGGUUUAGUCUAGUAAGAGAAUGUGUUGGAAUCAGCUGAAGCGGCACGCACGCACUAUAUGUUGGAAAGUAGUGCAUAGAUUUCAACAUCAAAUAACUCCUCUUAGCUACCUCAACAACGACCUCUCAUCCUCCUUCUUCCUUCUACAAUCUACAUAUAUAUUGUACAUACACAUGAUAUAUAUUGUACGAGGAAGGUAUUGAGUUUCUAUUGGGAAUAAUUGGAUGUUUCUGACCUACAGAGAAGUUUGGCUUUCAGACAAUUGGAUAUGUAUCAUUGAAAGAAAAUAAGUUGCAGAAGAGUCGGAGGAAGAGGAAGGAACAGAGGAGAAAUCCGAGUUGAAAAGUGUUGGGUUGUUGUUUGUUAGUUAAAACAUGGAAUUUAGUGAGGAGUUUGAGCUUAUGAAGAAGCGAAUGGCUAAAAGUAGAAGAAUGGAAGCUGCUCAAGCCGGUAGUGGUGGUGGUGGUGGAGGUGAAGUAAGAAGAAUUCACAUCAUUUAUUUUCUCAGUCGUCGAGGUCGGAUUGAGCAUCCCCAUCUCAUCCGAGUCCGCCAUCUCUCCCGAAAUGGUGUUCGUUUGCGAGAUGUUAAGAGAUGGCUUUCGGAAUUGCGAGGAAAGGACAUGCCUGAAUCAUUUGCUUGGUCUUACAAGAGGAAGUACAAGACAGGUUAUCUAUGGCAAGACUUACUGGAUGAGGAUCUCAUAACUCCAAUCUCGGACAAUGAAUAUGUCCUCAAAGGAUCCGAAAUUCCCUCUUCCAAUCUUGAUCUUCUUCGAUCACAUGGAGAGAAGAAAGAUUCCAUCCAAAAAGUGCAUUCUUCAACCUACAAAACCGAUGCAAGAGACACCAAAUCCACAUCCAAACAACAAAAUGAACAUCAACAACAACACCCACAACAAACAACAACAAUUGAUGUGUCCACAAAAACAACAUCCUCAGAAAUAGAAGAAGAAUCGCCUCCAUUUGGGUCCGAGACCUCCACGUUGACCGAUGAUUCACUAAAGCUCGAAGAAGAGAAGCAUUCAGAUUCUAGCAAACAAGAAACAAGAAAUCUAGACAAGUUUGAAAAUUCCUCUCCUCUUUAUUCGAUUCUCUUGAAUAAAAAGAACGAUCAGAACAAGAACAAGAACAAGAACAAGAACAAGAACAAUAAGAAUAAGAACGAGAAGGUUGUGAACCCUAGUACACCGGCUUCAUCAACAUCAACAUCAACAUCAUCGUCAUCAUUCUCUAAGAGUAAGAGCUACUCUGGUGGAGCGACUAACAUGUUUCGAAGCUUCAUCACAUGUGGUGCAGUGGACACGAAUGAUUCGGCUUUGGUGAUGAUCAACAGGAGAGAUAAGAAGAGCUCUUCUUGCUAUGAACCCAUAAGUAAGAUGCAUGAGAAUAGUAGUAUUAGUACUGAUAAUAAUACUGCAGAGAUUUGCAAAGAAGACAAGUUGGGAGGGUCUGAGAGGGUUUUUGGGACUCCUUGGAUUAAACAACAACAGCCACAUCCCAAUGCUAGGAAAAGCUUUGAUGGAGUAAAGAGUUCAAACCGUAAUAAGAGCCAAUUCAAUAAUCAGCAAAAGUCAAUUCCUGCUGCUUACAAGCCAAUCAAUGGGCCUAAUUGCUCGCUUAGCAGGCUGAACUCUAGGGGACUAUGGUCAAUCCAAAUGGUACAAAUUGGGCACAGAGAAUCUUUAGGUUAAAGAUUCAUUACAAUUUACAAAUCAACAUGAAUCUAAAGCAUAUAAAACCUGCUAUUUGGUGUUUAUAUUUUACUACUAGUAGUUCAAACCCUGAGCAAAGCAAAAGUUUUACUUGUUCUAAAGCUGGCAUUUGAUUUGUUGACAAUGAUGUAAGCUUGAGAGCAUUAUUAGCAUUGAAGGUACUUAGUCACCCUACAUUCGGCUCAAGAAUUGGACUCACUUGCCUUAUCAUUUGGCUCUCCUCAGUAUACAAUUACACAUUUUACUUGUCUUCAUUGCUACAAUUAUUAAUUGUGUCAAUCAAUAUGAUUUAACAAUAAUACUAAACUAAAUAUGAAAGGAGAUCAUUUGUCUCACUCUCUCUUUAUCUCCUCAUCUCAAUUCCCCUAUCUAUUAUAAGUUCAGACUCAGUGAGAUAACUCAUAAAAUAGAAAGUGUAUUUGAGAUAAGAGAACAAAAGAUCCUUAAUCUAGUAUAAAUUCAAGUCACACAAUUCACUUUUUUGUAAACUUUUUGUCUCUGUAACUUUACUGAUAAUUCAAAAUUGGAAUUAUAAGCUCCAUUGAUCCAUGACUCUUCUAUGGUUUGCUUGCCCCUCUUAUUGAAAUUGUUCACUUCCAAGACUAGUGACACAAAUUGGCAUAGUUCGUUUCAUGUCUCUGUACAAAAUGCAAAAGACUAGACAAAUGCAGACCCUAUUGACAAUAGUACUUCAGGACAAUCAACUAUAGUUUUAUGUCUGAUUUGGGCACUUAAAUUCGAGGUGGAAAGUGUGAUUUUAUGCUUAAUCAACCAUCAACCUGGUAUUAUGUCUUCUCUAUGAUCUCAUUAUUUUGAGUUUUCUAAAGCCAAGGAGUGACCAAAACAUGCAUAUU
This is a messenger RNA of Camellia sinensis, 2591 nucleotides long. The record is from RefSeq and is a predicted model, not a curated record. Lineage: Eukaryota; Viridiplantae; Streptophyta; Magnoliopsida; Ericales; Theaceae.